Paramuricea clavata is the source of this 2087-nucleotide messenger RNA. The record is from the annotation of a GenBank genome assembly. Lineage: Eukaryota; Metazoa; Cnidaria; Anthozoa; Malacalcyonacea; Plexauridae.
GGGCUGAUAUCGCAAGUUAUCCAAACAGGAAUUGUGGAUGUCCCCGUAAAUCAAAUCACCCGAAUAUAUCCCCAUCAUUUAAAGUUAGAGCCGGAAUUAAACUUAUAAAUGCUGGUUUACAUGCUUACUCCCUUGUACUCCUAGCUGGAGAUGUCAGCCGAAACCCUGGACCUACCAAUAUCCCUCAAGAUUCACAGAAUUUUAGUGACAUUGGUUUUCCAAGUAACCGUGGACUUAAAAUUGCACAUCUAAAUGUAAGAAGCAUAACUAAUAAGAUAGAUUCACUGCGCCUUCGUUUACUUAAUAAUCCUUUCGAUGUCCUGACCAUCAUAAAUAUUCAAGGUUAUUCUUUUGUCAGAAAUUACCGUAAAAGCAAAAAAGGUGGUGGGUGCAUGAUUUAUAUUCGUGAUGGCUUACCCUAUCGAGCACGGCCUGACUUGCAAGAUGAGAACACAGAAUCUUGUGUCCUUGAACUCAAUCGGCCGAAAUGUAAAAACAUGCUCAUCUGGUCAAUCUAUCGAGCCCCUGAUGCACCAUUACCCAAUUUCAUCAAUACUUUAAAUUCAAAGAUCUCCUUACUUCCCCAGGACGUUGAACUAGUUUUACUUGGUGACUUUAAUGUUGACGUCCUUGCCAAAAGAAAUACUUCUAGUCACAGCUGAAACAAAAAAUUAAUCUUUUUGCUAGUACAAACAAUUUAAAUCAACUCAUCGACACUCCAACACAGAUAAACAAACUCUCAUCAGCAGCAAUUGAUCCCUUGUUUGUUAAUAAACAUCGCAUUGUAUCAAGUGGUGUGUUACCGGUACAUAUUAGCGACCACUCCCUCAUUUACUGUGUUGUCAAGGCUUGUGUAACUAAGAGUCCUGGCAGAACAAUCGAAUAUACUUCCUAUAAACAUUACUCUAAAGAAGCAUUUCUGGAUGAGCUCAGGAACGUAGACUGGAAUAUUGUUGAUGAAAUCCCCGAUAUUAAUACCGCAGUAAAUUUUUGGAAUAAGCUGUUCUUACAUGUUGCAGAACGUCAUGCCCCUUCGAAACGAACUAGGAUAAAAGAUUGUCAUGUUCCUUGGAUGACAUCUGAGUUGAAAACAUCUAUGCAGGAACACGACCGCUCUUUCCGUAAAGCUACCAAAUCUAAUUCUCCUUCUGACUGGUCCAAAUACAAAAGUUUGAAAUCCCACGUAAAUAGACAAGUCAAAAAGAGUAAAUCGGAAUACUACCUUAAUCUUAUUAAAAUCUCUAAAAAUAAUCCAAACACUCUCUGGAAACACCUCAAUGAAAUUACUUCACGUAAAUCGAGCUCGAACAUUUCAUGUAUUGAAGUCAAUGGAAGUCCAUCUACCGAACCCAGGCAACUCUCCGAAAUUCUCACAGUUUUCGCACAGUUAUGUCUACCAUCACCGCUGCCGUUUGUAAAGACCAUCUUGAAUCUGGCGUAAUGUUUGCUUUUGAUGUAAUCGAUGAGUGUUUUGUUAAAGCCAAACUAAACAGUCUUAAAACAAACAAAGCGAUUGGUUUGGACAACAUCAGUGCCAGAUUGCUAAAGGACUCUGCUGACAUUAUCACAACAAGUUUGACUAAACUUUACAACCGCUCAUUAGCAACCUCCGUCUUCCCAGCUGUUUGGAAAUGUGGAAAAGUAACUGCAUUAUUCAAAUCCAGUGACCGAUGCAAUGCCAAUAAUUAUAGACCAAUAACCAUUCUACCAACUGGUAGCAAAAUACUUGAAAGAGCUGUUCAUAGUCAAGUCUAUAGCUAUCUACUUCGUGAAAAUAUCCUGAUCCCGAAACAAUUUGGAUUCCACCCAAAACUCUCCACGGCAAUUGCUCUCACCUACUUCACUGACAACAUUCUGGAUAAUUUAGAUAAAGGUUCUAUCGCCGGUGCAGUUUUCUUAGAUCUUUUGAAGGCCUUCGACAUGGUUAGUCACGAUUGUCUCACACAAACUUGGUACUAUUGGUUUUUCAGAGCCAACAAUCAACUGGUUCUCUUCUUAUCGUUCUCUUCUUAAUCGUUUUCAAGUCACUUCUAUUGGCCUUGAACAGUCGUCCACUCAACCAGUACAUGUCGGAGUACACCAAGGAA